AUGGCGAGCCAUAGAACAGCUUCUUUCCCUUCGGGAGUUGUUCGCGUGGCGGACAGCGACGAAGCACUGGACUGUUUCACUCCUUUCAUUGCGGGAUUUUCCAUGCCGAAUCUGAACAAAAACAAGACUCUCAAAGCCGAGUGGCGUAGUGUAUGCCGCGCCUUGGGACAUCGAGAGAAAGUCCAUCCGGACCAUCUCCUCUUCAGCGCUCCCGACGUUAUGUUGGCCUUUACUCGACAUGCGACCACGCUGCCAGACCUGAUGGCGCAGGUGCCAUUCGCUGCGACCGGGGACGUUAGGGUUAAGAACAGGGAGGCUUGCCUUCACCACGCCGCCUUGGUCGUCAGGCCGACGGAGAUUCGACACAUCCAACGUUGCGUUCAGUGGGCUCUGACGCAUAGUUUGGGCUUGACUGUGCUCGGUGGGGGCCACAGCGGCCAUUGUCUGUGGCCGAACGUCGUAUCGGUCGACAUGGGCGCCUUUGAUAAGGUACAUGUACUCACUGGCAAAGAGGGUGGUGCACCAGGUUCCAAUUCCGGUCCCUUGGUUGUCGCCGAGACCGGGUGCAAAUCAGGAGAUAUUGUCCGUAAGGCCAUGGCAGCGGGGGUAACAGUGCCGCUUGGAGCUCGCCCAAGCGUGGGCGCCGGAUUGUGGCUACAAGGCGGCAUUGGGCAUCUAGCUAGAGUACACGGGCUUUCGUGCGACGCCAUUGUUGGUGCCGUGGUCGUCAGCGUCGCCUCCAGCCAGAUCCUUUGCGUUGGCCAGGUGCCAAGCCAGCACCGGCCGGCCGUGGCCGUGCACCCUGAGAACGAAGCCGACAUGCUAUGGGCGAUGAAAGGCGCCGGGACCAACUUUGGCAUCGUUGUCAGCGUUACCUUCAAAACUUACUCAGCUCCAACCUAUUCCAUUCGCAAUUGGGUUGUUCCGCUAAGCGAUACUCUCGAAGCGCGACUAAAGCUCAGCGAUUUCGAUGAACUCGUUGCCAGGAAGCUACCGCGCAACAUUUCGGUCGACGCGUAUCUCUACUGGGAGACCGACAAGUUACGUCUUGGCGUGACCAUGUUCGAAUCUUCCACACCACCGGGGCUCACGGCGGAAACACCUACCCCUAAAUCUCGUUCUGUUGAUGCAAUACUGGGGUUGGAAGGCCAUUCCAAGACCGUGGACGGCGUCGGCUUGUUUGAGGCCGAAAUGUAUAUCUCGGGAAUGCAUGGCGGACACGCCGGCGGCAAGACCUCCUCGUUCAAGCGCUGUUUAUUCUUGAAGCGUAUCGGAGCGGCAAAUGUCGCCGAUAUCUUGGUGGCCGCCGUCGCAACUCGUCCGUCGCCACUUUGCUAUCUGCACCUGCUGCAAGGUGGCGGAGCGGUCGGGGACAUCGCGGCGGCUACCACGGCUUUCGGUUGCCGAGACUGGGACUUUGCUUGUGUGAUCACUGGUGUCUGGCUCCGCGACCAAGAUGAUAGCGAGAUUGCUCGAGCUGCCGUCCAGUGGGUUUACAACGUUGCCAGGAACUUGUUGCCGUUGAGCAGCGGGGCUUAUGCCGCCGACCUCGGGCCGGAUCCCCGAGACGCUAAACUAGCAGCCGAAGUGUUUGGACGGAACGGGCCGCGCCUAGCCCGCCUGAAACGCAGCUUGGACCCCGGCAAUGUACUGGCUUACGCUUGCCCGCUCCCAAAGGCUCCGGUGGAGCCGAAACUCAUCAUUCUUGUGACGGGUGAAAGCUGUGCCGGCAAGGACUAUUGCGCCGACAUUUGGGUGCCCAUGUUCGCGGGCGGCCACAAAGACAUCAAGGCACGUGCGGUCAGCAUCAGCGACGCGAUCAAGGCAGAGUACGCAGCGGCUAACGGUGCCGACCUUCGGCGCUUACUUUGUGACCGUGCCUACAAAGAGCUUCACCGGUCAGCAUUAUCGAAGUACUUUCAAGCACAGGUGAAGCAACGACCCCGGCUGCCAGAGGAGCACUUUCUCAACGUUUUAGACAGCGCCGUCGAAAUGGACGUGCUGUUCAUCACUGGGAUGAGAGACGAAGCACCGGUUGCAGCUUUAUCGCACUUGGUACCAGAUAGCAGACUGCUCGAGGUUAGGAUCGAAGCUAGUGCAAAGAUGAGGCAGAUUCGACGAGGGAGCCCAGGCGGUGCUGACGUCGGUACGGACAACAGUGGCAUCGAUGGCGGCGAAGCUUGCAAAGACUGCAACAGCCGUCCCAGCCUCAUCUUCAGCAACGAAACGAUCGGAACCGAGGGAGCCAAGACGUUUUGCGAAAGCUUCCUCCUUCCCUUCAUCAACUCAGACCUGCAGCAACUUGCCAGUAUGGUUCGCCCGGUGCCCAAUUUUCCCCGUACGGGCGUUGACUUCCGCCACGUCCUCGACAUCUGCCAGCAGCCAGGCGGGCUGGCUCUGAGCACGGCUCUGUUUCAAAGUCACUUCACAGGUGACUGGGCUAAAGUUGAUGCAGUGGCCUGUUGUGAGAUCGGGGGCCUUGUCUACGCAUCGGCGUUGGCCGCGCAGGUCGGUGUGCCACUGGCGCUGAUCCGCGAAGCCGGCAAGCUUCCUCCGCCCACUAUUUCCGUCGCCAAGGACUCCUCGCAUAUCUCGUCCCAGACAUCGAGAAAGGUAAGAGAGAAACGGAUCGAGAUGGGGCGCGAUGUGUUGUGUAGAGGCGCGUCAGUGGUCGUGGUCGAUGAUGUUCUUGCCACUGGGAAUACGCUCUAUGCAGUGUUGCAGCUCUUGCGCAAAGCCGGAAUUGAUGCGGAGGAUGUCAACGUCAUGGUCGUGGCUGAGUUCCCGUCUCAUCGUGGCCGAGACCUACUACGCCGGCAAGGCUUUGGAGGAACUAAAAUUCAGAGUCUUUUAGUCUUUGGCGGUGCUUGA
Messenger RNA from Emericellopsis cladophorae, 2871 nucleotides. RefSeq lists its product as uncharacterized. Gene Ontology annotation, biological process: cholesterol biosynthetic process. Gene Ontology annotation, cellular component: cytoplasm. Lineage: Eukaryota; Fungi; Ascomycota; Sordariomycetes; Hypocreales; Bionectriaceae. The transcript has a single exon. Bases 1 to 2871 code for a protein of 956 amino acids. The record is from RefSeq and is a predicted model, not a curated record. Gene Ontology annotation, molecular function: FAD binding; phosphomevalonate kinase activity.